CGUGUUUGACUUUGCACUUCGCAGACAGAGACCACUAUAAAAGGGACCCGAGGGGAUCAAACUCCUUCCCUGCGCUAAGUAAACCAUUCUUCUCUUCUUUCUGCAGCAAUGGAUGGCAGUGCAGCUCCAGUUGCUGUCGUCGGGAAUGGCCGUGAAGCCUGGAAGGUCUCUUCGAGCACCAGAAAAGGAGGAUGGAAUGCUGCCAUUUUCAUCAUCUUUGUCGAAGUGGCCGAGAGAUUUGCCUACUACGGGCUGGCCGGUAAUCUGAUCAUGUACCUCACCAACCAUCUCGGCGAGUCCAUGGCUGUUGCCGCUCAGAACGUGAACAUGUGGGUCGGCGUGUCAGCCAUCUUCCCGCUGGUUGGAGCAUUCGUCGCCGACUCUUGCCUGGGUCGGCUCAGGACCAUCGUCAUAUCCUCCGUUGUUUAUCUCAUGGGCAUGAUCUUGCUGACAUUGUCGGUGUCUGUGAUACCGAGCGGCUACCACAAGUCCACCUUCUUCACGGGGUUGUACGUGAUAGCGGUCGGAGAAGGCGGGCACAAGCCAUGCGUGCAAACCUUUGCCGCCGACCAAUUCGACGAGGACUUGCCGGAGGAGAAGAUGGCCAAGAGCUCAUUCUUCAACUGGUGGUACCUAGGCAUCACUGCCGGCGCCACGACCGCUGUCUUCCUCAUUCCUUAUUUGCAGGACCAUGUUGGGUGGAGCGUGGGCUUUGGGUUGCUGGCCGGAAUGGUGGCAAUGGGGUUGGCAAUCUUCCUGAUGGGCCUGAAGAUUUACAGGAGGCAGGGCCCCCUCAGGAGCCCGUUCACGAGGGUCGCGCAGGUGUUUGUGGCAGCGGCUUGGAAGUGGCGUGCGGAGGAGGCGGGCGAGGGUCGCAGAGUAUGCUAUGACGACGAGGACGAGCAUGGCGCGGCUCGUGAGGGAGGUCAAAAUAAUGGAGCCCGGUUUUUGGCUCGCACUCCGCAAUUCGGGGCAUUGGACAAGGCCACGGUGAUCGACACCGUCGACGCGACGAGCAAGACUAGGAACCCCUGGCGGCUGUGCACCGUGACCCAAGUGGAAGAAGCCAAGCUCAUUCUACGCCUCACCCCCAUCUGGUUCUUUUGCCUGAUGUUCGCUGUGGUCCAGGCCCAGAUGCACACCUUCUUCACCAAGCAAGCCGCCUCCAUGUCCUGGUCCCACUUCCGCCUCUCCCCGGCCUCGCUCCAGGGCCUCGUCGGCCUUACCAUCCUCGUCUCCGUCCCGCUGUACGAUGGGGUCUUCGUGCCCAUCGCUCGUAGGAUCACCAAACACCCGUCCGGAAUCAGCAUGCUGCAGCGAAUCGGGUUUGGGCUCUUCUUGUCGGUUCUCAACAUGGCAAUCUCGGCGAUCGUCGAGGGCAGGAGGGUGCAAGUAGCAAUCAAGCACGGCCUAGCGAACUCCCCAAAAAUGACGGUGCCCAUGAGCGUGUGGUGGCUGGUUCCUCAAUACAUGCUGUGUGGGCUAUCUGAUGUGUUUGCCAUUGUGGGACUCCAGGAGCUGUUCUACGACCAGAUGCCGGAGGAGAUGAGGAGCGUCGGAGCAGGUUUGUUCAUAAGCUUGGUGGGGAUCGGGAGCUUCACGAGCAGCGCCAUCAUAAGCGUCGUUCGGGCGACAAGCUCGAGAGGUGGGGACGGGUGGCUCGGUGACAACAUCAACACGGCGCAUCUCGACCGCUAUUACUGGGUCUUGGCUGGGUUGAGCGGGCUGAAUUUGUGCGCCUAUGUGGUGGCUGCUAGCAGGUUUGUGUACAAGAGAGUCAAUGAUCACCUGGGUUUCAACGGUGAAGUGUAAAGGAAAAGGGUGGCUUGAUAGAGGAGCGUACAACUUAGAACAAUGUGUCUUAGCUGUUGUAGAUUAAAAGAAAUGGAGCAUCUAGUGGCUUGCCCAUGUUUGCUCCUUUGAUCCCCAAUCCACACCUAGACUCUCACUAAGGCAACGAGAAAUGCAUAUUAAGGUUCAGUUUA
This is a messenger RNA of Rhodamnia argentea, 1985 nucleotides long. Its product is annotated as protein NRT1/ PTR FAMILY 5.4. Gene Ontology annotation, cellular component: membrane. The coding region runs from base 109 to 1812 and encodes 567 amino acids. Gene Ontology annotation, biological process: transmembrane transport. NCBI's taxonomy places the organism in Eukaryota, Viridiplantae, Streptophyta, Magnoliopsida, Myrtales, Myrtaceae. Gene Ontology annotation, molecular function: transmembrane transporter activity. The record is from RefSeq and is a predicted model, not a curated record. The transcript is spliced from 6 exons.